Molecule: messenger RNA, 1707 nt
Organism: Drosophila busckii
Lineage: Eukaryota; Metazoa; Arthropoda; Insecta; Diptera; Drosophilidae
Gene: Idh
Product: isocitrate dehydrogenase [NADP] cytoplasmic
Exons: 2
Coding region: 107-1450 (447 amino acids)
Biological process (GO): isocitrate metabolic process
Cellular component (GO): mitochondrion; peroxisome; cytosol
Molecular function (GO): isocitrate dehydrogenase (NADP+) activity; magnesium ion binding; NAD binding
Source: RefSeq, a predicted model, not a curated record
CAGUAGACAGUUUACAGUUAUCACUUGGUGUAACAACGUGUUAGAAAAUAGCAAAUACGUAUUAUAAUAAAUCAAUACUCAUUGAUAAAAUAGAAAAUAGGCCAAAAUGUUUGCAUUACGACGCACUCUAAAUAUAAUCAACCGAUCUCAAUUGGACAAACAGCUGUUUAUGCGUGCCGCCUUUGAAGCUAACUUUGCAAGCAGCGCGGCGAUGGCUCAGAAAAUACGCGCUGGACCCGUUGUCGAUGUGCUGGGUGAUGAGAUGACCCGCAUCAUUUGGCAGUCAAUCAAGGAUAAGCUUAUUCUGCCUUUCCUGGACAUUGAGCUGCACACUUAUGAUCUGGGCAUUGAGCAUCGCGACAAAACCGAAGAUCAGGUGACCAUCGACUGCGCCGAAGCUAUUAAGAAGUACAAUGUGGGCAUCAAGUGCGCCACAAUUACGCCCGAUGAGAAGCGGGUUGAAGAGUUCAACCUGAAGAAGAUGUGGAAGUCUCCCAAUGGCACCAUUCGUAAUAUACUCGGCGGCACGGUGUUCCGUGAGGCUAUCAUCUGCAAGAAUGUGCCACGUUUGGUCACAGGCUGGCAGAAACCCAUUGUCAUUGGACGUCACGCCCAUGCCGAUCAGUACAAGGCUGUGGACUAUGUGGUGCCCGGACCUGGCAAGCUUACGAUGACCUGGAAGGGCAAUGAUGGCCAAGUCAUUGAGGAAGUUAUUAAUGACUUCAAGGGUCCAGGCGUGGCCCUAGGCAUGUUCAACACAGACGAUUCCAUUGUGGACUUUGCACAUGCUUCGUUCAAGUAUGCGCUGGACCGCAAACUGCCGCUGUACAUGAGCACCAAGAACACAAUUCUCAAGAAGUACGAUGGUCGCUUUAAGGAUAUCUUUGAGGAUUUGUACAACAAACAGUACAAGAAGGAGUAUGAGGCUGCUGGUAUCUGGUACGAGCAUCGCUUGAUCGACGAUAUGGUAGCCUAUGCCAUGAAGUCUGAGGGCGGCUUCUGCUGGGCCUGCAAGAACUACGAUGGUGAUGUGCAAUCUGAUUCUGUUGCUCAGGGCUACGGCUCACUGGGUCUGAUGACCUCAGUGCUGCUCUGCCCCGAUGGCAAGACUGUGGAGGCUGAAGCUGCUCACGGCACAGUGACACGUCAUUUCCGCUUCUAUCAGCAGGGCAAGGAGACCUCCACCAACCCGAUUGCUUCGAUCUUUGCCUGGACACGUGGUCUGCUGCAUCGCGCCAAGCUGGACAACAACAAGCCACUGGAGAAGUUCGCCAAUACGCUGGAGCAGGUGUGCAUUGACACCAUUGAGAGCGGUGCAAUGACCAAGGAUUUGGCCAUUUGCAUUAAGGGCAGCAUUAAUGCUGUUGAGCGCAAGGACUAUCAGGAGACCUUCGAGUUCAUGGAGACACUCGCCAAGAAUCUGAAGAUUGCUCUGAACAAAAGCCAAUGACUGACCGACCUCAAAGAGGCGCAGUCAGCACAUCUCUAAAUAAUUUACAUGUCCAUGUGCUUGUGCAUAGUUUAGAAAGCUAAUCAUUGUGUAUGUCAUUGCUCUUUCGGUUUGUAGUCGUCGUCGUUGUCUUUUUUUAAUGUUUAAUUGUCUCUGAGAGACUGCUAAAGCUACCCUUAAUCUUUCAACUAUACUUUGUAAACGGAAAGAAAAUCUUUUAAAUAAAUGUAUUUUUAUACCGCCAAAGAAAAUGUUUU